This is a messenger RNA of Lottia gigantea (owl limpet), 2912 nucleotides long. RefSeq lists its product as hypothetical. The transcript is spliced from 17 exons. Lineage: Eukaryota; Metazoa; Mollusca; Gastropoda; Lottiidae. The record is from RefSeq and is a predicted model, not a curated record. The coding region runs from base 288 to 2912 and encodes 874 amino acids.
AUUAUGUUCUUUCUAGUUUUGGAGGAUAAUUUUCGAUUAUGUUUUUUCUUGUGGAUGAUUCUGAAUUUUUGUCAGUGUUGAUGGAUUUUGAAUUUAGAAUUGUGUUUCGAGACUGAUAUGCAAAUGAAUGACUUUUUUGGAUUGUCAUACACAAAAGGACCGAUUGAGGAAGAGUUAAUAGCUUAAUUGAUUUGUUUAGUGGAAAGGUUACCUUAAAGGACCGGUUGAGGCAUUAUGAAUAGUAAUCUAUUAGACAAUAUGUAACGAAAGCACUGGCCUAGGAUAUUAUGGAGUUGUAUAUCUUGCUAAGUACUAGUAUACUAUGUCUUGUGUUUCUACAUUUUUUAAGUGGAUUUAUUUUGUCAGGCUAUCAAAGAUAUUGCACAUAUAAAUCUAAAGGAGGAUUAUUUGGGUCCAAAGAAAAUGUUUUAGCCAGUGGUGAUGAGAAAAAAUCUGACAAACCGACAGAAAAGAAAGAAGAAAAGAAAAGUGAAAGUAUAAAAUCUGGAUUAUUUGAAGAUGAGGGUGAUGAUUUAUUCGGUGGUCCCGCACCAAAACCAGCUGCCUCUAAACCAGCUGCGGAAGCUGCACCAGCGAAGAAGAAGCCAGUAGGAGGAGUGUCCUUAUUUGGCGGGGCUGAUAUUUUGAAGAAAAAGGACCCGGUUGAGGACACUAAAAAGAAUGAAGAGAAGGCCAAACCCAGUAAAGAUGGUAAUAAGUUAUCUCUAUUUGAUGAUGAUGAUGAUGAGGACUUGUUCUCUACCAAAAAAUCCUCCACAUCACAACCAAAAACACAGCAGAAACCAGCAGAAGUCAAACAGAGGAAAGAAGGUGGUAAAGGUUUAUUUAGUGAUGGGGAUGAUGAAUUAUUUUCACCCACAGAAAAACCCAGAGCUGACUCUGGGGGUAAAAAAGACACCAAAACACAGGAAGAAGACAAGUCAAGUGCCAAGAAAGCAGCCCCAGUGAAAUCACCCUUAGGAUUAUUUGAUGACGAUGAUGAAGAAGAUUUAUUUGGAUCUUCAGCAAAAUCAGAAAAGAAGGUACUGGUAGCUGGAGCCACAGAAACGGAAUCCUCAGAUGCACCAGAGGCACCAGUGGAAGAAAAGCCAGCAGAACCAGCUAAACCCAAGAAAAUGCCUGGAGCUGUAUCUAUGUUCGGAGGACUGGAUCCCACGGCGCUGUUAAAGAAAAAGAAACAGGAUUCUGAGGAGAGAGAGACUGAAAAAUCUGAAGAUAAAGAAACGAAAGAUGAAAAGAAAGAAGAAGCUAAAAAAUCUGAUCCAUUGUUUGGUUCUGAUAAAAAGGAAGAGUCCACUGCCUCGCCUACAUCACCAACACCAUCUUCAGGACCGAAACCAUGGAAACCUGCCGGUGCUGUGUCCAUGUUUGGUGGAAUGGAUCCAUUAGCAGGAUUAAAGAAGAAGCAAGGUGCCAGUUUUGAGCAGCCUUCACCUUCAGAAGAGAAAUCCCCUACGGAAGACAAGGAAAAGACAACUCCUAAUAGUGAAGCUACAGAUGACAGUAUUAAAGAUGUACCCAGUCCUCCAUUGCUAGAAAAUGGCGUUCCUCCAGCACCAACGUUAGAUAAUGAUACUUUAGGGGAUUUGCCUGUUAUUUCAACACCAACAUCAACACGACCAGGUCAAACUUCAGGAGGAAAGAUUGGUUCGUUACAGGCUAACCUAGCUAUCAAUCCAGCAGCAUUGCUUCCUGGUUCUGCACCACCCUCAACAGCACCCGAACCUAUUGCAGCUACUUUUGAUGAACCUGCUGAAGCCAGUACUCUUAGCAGUAAAAAUAAGGAAAGAGCCAAGAUUUCUAGAAAACGACGCCCACAAAGUCGAUACGCCCGUAGAUCACGAGUGUUCGAAGAUGGCGUAACAUAUGAAGACAUUGCUUCCAUGACCCCAGGUGAUGCACAAGGAGACAGUCCAAAUCUAGCUAAUGGUGUUGCUAACGGCAACGAAAGUCCUAGAGCCAGUCCAGAAAAAUCUCCAUCAUCAGAAAGGACGGCAACGACAGAAAAAUCACCUGAAAAAUCCUCUUCACCUGCGAAAAUGGAUUUAUUCGGAAAUGAUGACCUCGUGGGUGACAUCUCUUCAGAAAAGACCACAUCAGCCUUAGUUACGGAGGACAAGAAAGAGGAUAAAGAUGUUUUCACGUCUGGCAAAUUUUCAUCAGGGGCAGAUAAGUCUGAUUCUAGUAAACAAUCAGCAGAUGACUUAUUUAGUGAUUUAGACAAACCGAAAAAAACUGAAACUGUGGAUAAGGAAGAUUUGUUCUCCCCUCGUGCUAGUGACACAAAAUCUGAUAAAACUGUUGCUAAGGAACGAACGAGGUCCAAAGCAACAGCAGACGAAGAUGACUUAUUUGCCAGUUCGUCGGUGAAAGAUAAAAAUAAAAAAGAUAAAUCGAAGUUAAAGAUUGUAGAUGACGAGGAUAUUUUCGCUGAUGCCAGUAUUAACAAAAAGAAACCAGAGAGUAAAUCUAAAUCAAAGGAGAAAACUCCAGUAGAUGCGGAAGAUGAUUUUUUUGCUACUUCCAAAAAACGAUCCAAUACUAAAUCGAAGGAGAAGGAUGAGCCCGAAGAAGAUAUAUUCGCAUCAACCUCAACUACAAAAGAUGACAAAAAAGAAAGACGGAGACCGAAAAAAGCCUCAACGAAGGACGAAACAUUAUUUCAAGAUGACACAGACAUUUUUGCUGACAUUCCUUCCUCCAAAACUAAAGAUUUAAAAAAGAAAAAGAAGGCACCAACAGAAAAGAAAGGAAUUUUCAAAGAUGAUAUAGAUGAUAUUUUUGCUGAUUCGACGCCAGUUGUUGGAAAAGCGAAGAAAGAAUCCAAGAAGAAGGAAGAAUCGAAAGACGCGACAAACGACAUCUUUGACGACCCCCUCGGCACAAAAUAA